This is a messenger RNA of Penicillium egyptiacum, 900 nucleotides long. Lineage: Eukaryota; Fungi; Ascomycota; Eurotiomycetes; Eurotiales; Aspergillaceae. The record is from the annotation of a GenBank genome assembly.
AUGCGUUCUGCUGUCAUCUUUGCCGCCUUGGCGGUUGGCGCUUGUGCUAGGGUUAUUGAGAAGGAGGUUUAUGUGACCGAGUGGACUACUACCACCAUCACCGAGACUGUCACCCAGUGGCCCACCAACGCCCCUAGCACUGCUGUUUUGGUCAAGCAGGAGCACAGCAAGCCUGCCAACGCUGCCCUUAACACCGUCGAUAUUACCAAGAAGACCACCGUCGAGUCCGCACCUCCUGCGGCCGCUACUCCUGCUCCCGAGGCUGAGGCUGCUGAACCCAGUAGCGCGACCACCUCGUCUUCGGCCACCGAAGCCGAAAUCCAGCCUGUGACCCCCUCGGCUGCCCCCGUCGCUACCUCUUCGGCAACGUCGACCACCGCCGCUGCCACUGCCGCUCCCAGCGCUCCCAGCGCUGCCAACUCCUACCAGGAGUCCGUCCUGCACUACCACAACAUUCACCGCAGCGACCACUCUUCCAGCGCUUUGACCUGGUCCGAUGACCUCGCGCAAGCUGCCCACACCCUCGCCUCGCGUUGCGAGUACGGACACGACACUUCCAUUCCGUCCGCCAGCGGAUCCUACGGCCAAAACAUCGCAUACGGUUACGAUGAGGCACAGGUUGGAGAGAAGAUCAUCAGCGAGAUGAUGUACACCGAUGAGGCGCCCUACUUCGCCAGCCUCUACGGUCAGGACAGCCCUGAUAUGUCGAACUUCUCUAAAUGGGGCCACUUCACUCAGAUCGUCUGGAAGGGCACCUCGCAAGUCGGUUGCGCCACCGUUAGCUGCUCUGACUUGAAGAAUGUCGGUGGUCCCGCCCCUUACACUGUCUGCAACUAUGGCUCCCCCGGUAACUAUGCCGGCGAGUACGCCGACAACGUCUUGAAGCCGAACAGUGCAUAA